Messenger RNA from Ananas comosus (pineapple), 3958 nucleotides. RefSeq names its product putative disease resistance protein RGA4. Gene Ontology annotation, molecular function: ADP binding. Lineage: Eukaryota; Viridiplantae; Streptophyta; Magnoliopsida; Poales; Bromeliaceae. Bases 11 to 3835 code for a protein of 1274 amino acids. The record is from RefSeq and is a predicted model, not a curated record. Gene Ontology annotation, biological process: defense response to other organism. The transcript has a single exon.
GCCAAAGACUAUGAAGGCUGCGCUGGAACGAAUAAACCAAGCCCUUCCACAAAUCCACGGAAUCUUAAGCAUUGUUGAAAGGGGGCAGAUCUGCGAACAAAACAAAGCACUUAAUGCAUGGCUCUGGCAACUAAGAGAUGCCGUCGAAGAGGCAGAGGAUGUUCUCGAUGAGUUGAAGUACUACGAGCUGGAGAAGAAAGCAAAUGCUCAUGAUGACAAGGUGAGCGGCUCUGUCUUUGAACCUAAGAGAAAACUCUUUACUUUCCAUAAUCAUUCCUUUAGUGAUGACACUUUAAAGAGGUUAAGGGAGGCUGUAAAGGGGUUGGAUAAGGUUGCUGCCAAUGUCGGCCCUUUCCUUCAACUUGUUACUGGGUUGUAUGGUAAUGGUGUUAAGCUUCAACAGCUGGAUGAAAUCAAGAAUGCUCGCGAAACUAGCUCAUUUGUAAUAGAAAACUGUGUGCUUGGCCGAGAAAAAGAGAAGAAAAUGAUCGUUGAAUGGUUGACGAGACCAGUAGGUGAUAAGCCUGAGCCCUCUGCAGCUGCCAAUGUCUCUGCUUUGGCAAUAGUUGGCAUAGGAGGGUUGGGGAAGACCACUCUAGCUCAACUAAUCUACCAUGAUGAAAGUGUACAAAAGUACUUUGAUGCACUUAUGUGGGUAUGCGUUUCUGAUUGCAUCAAUGCCGCAAUGCUAACAAGAAAGAUUCUAGAAGCAUCUAAGAUUGGGGAGAACUUUGGCGACAAGAGUCCAAUGCUAACAAGAAAGGUUCUAGAAGCAUCUAAGAUUGGGAAGAACUUUGGCGACAGUCUAAAUACUCUUCAAGAGGUUCUUAAAGAGAAUUUGGCGAAAAAGAAGUUUCUGCUCAUAUUAGAUGACGUUUGGAAUGAUGAUAAAGAAAAUGAAUGGGAGAAAGUGGUGGCUCCCUUGAAAUGUGGACAAAGAGGAAGCAAGAUCUUGUUGACAACUCGAAUGAACUCAGUGGCGGAUAUGAUUGCAAAAGCGACGAAAGGAGAAAACGAAAUUUUUAAACUCGAUGGGUUAGAAGAAAAUAGUAAUUUGUUGCUUUUCAAGAAGCAUGCAUUUGCCGGAGUGAACCCUGAUGAUCAUAAAAGCUUGCUGCUGAUAGGCAAAAAGAUAGCAAAGAAGCUAAUGGGUUGUCCAUUGGCAGCAAAGGUAAUAGGGGGACUUCUGAACUCUUUUAUGGAUGUUGGGUACUGGAUCAGAAUCUUGAAGAAAGACAUUGAAAAUAUAGAACAAGAUGAGGACGGCAUCAUGACACUUCUAAGAUUGAGCUAUCAACAUCUACCCACCAACUUGCAAAUUUGCUUUAGGUAUUGCUGUAUAUUUCCUAAAGACUAUCAGUUUAAAAAGGAUGAGUUGAUUUACAUGUGGUUAGGUUCAGGGUUGAUUCAAAACUCUAGACAUGGAGAGAGGCCAGAGGAUAUUGCCGGGAUGUAUUUAGAUCAUCUAACAAGAAAAUCAUUCUUUGAUCGCAAAUCAAAAAUAGGCGCUAGCGAAUCUGACCAACAUUACAUUAUGCAUGAUCUACUACAUGCCCUAGCACGAUCAGUUUCUUCAGGGGAAUGUUUGAGAGUAGAAGGCGAUAGUUCAAGAAAUAUCCCAGAAACAGUUCGCCAUAUAUGCAUUGAAACAAAAAAUCGUCUUGCAAUCAAAGAGGUCUCACAUCUCAAGAACUUGCGCACCCUUGUUAUAAAUUUUAGGUACUGUGAUCCUGAGCCAGAUCGACAAUUCGUACUUUCUGAAGUUCUGAAGGAGUUAAAAAGAGUACGCUUAUUGAGCUUAACUACAUCUAUCAUAUUUAAGUUGCCUGAACUAGUUCGUGAUUUAAUACACCUACGAUACCUAUCUCUUCAGCACUGUUCAGGAGAAGACUUAAUGGAUUUAAAUCCCCAAUUGCCACAUGCUAGAGAAUAUCUACAAAAUUGGUUUCUUAAUUCAGCUUACAGGCUUUAUCAUCUCCAAGUACUAAGAUUUUCAGUACUUCCUACGAUAACCUUUGAGAAAAUAGACAUGGAUGGCAUAAACAACCUGGUUAAUUUGCGACAGCUACACAUUUCUGGUCAUAUAAUAACCAAGAUACCUUGGAUCGGCAAACUAACCUCCCUUCAAUCACUAAAUGCUUUUAAUGUCCGGAAUGAGAAUGGAUUCAAAAUAAGUGAACUAAAGGACCUAAAACUUCUUCGUCAAUUAUAUGUCAGGAAUCUUGAGAAUGUAAGGAACACCAAAGAGGCUAUAGAGGCCAAGUUGAAUGAAAAAGAGAAUCUUGCAUUGUUGUCCUUAGCAUGGACUUCAGGUCACUCCACUGACCUACAGAUGGAUGAGCAACUAUUUGAUAUCCUCCGACCACAUAUCAAUCUCAAGAAACUGAAAGUUGAUGGUUAUGGUGGUACAAGAUCUCCAUAUUGGAUGGCAAAUCUCUCUCUCUCCAAUCUGAGAUCGAUUGAACUAUUCAACUGUCACAGAUGGCAACAGCUCCCACCUGUUAACCGGCUACCAUUGCUCAACUAUCUCCAUCUGAAUGGAAUGCAGGCAAUAAAACAAGUAGAAUUUUCAAUCAAUGAGAGCGGUGUUGCUUGUGCCUUUCCUUCCCUGAAGGAGAUAAGAUUUGUGGACAUGCUAGAGUGGGAAGAGUCGGUUGGAAUUGAGAACAGGUACCUAUUUCCUCAGCUUCAGACACUAGAGAUUAGAAAUUGCCCUAAGUUGAGGGGACUACCCACCCUGCCUAUCAGUCUAAGAAGAUUAGCAAUCAAUAAUGUUGGGUUUGCAGCUCUUCCACAAAUACGUCAGGACUGUAGCAAUAGCAGCAGAAGGGCGUCAUUGUUGGAACCUUCACUUUAUUCUUUGACCAUCAACAAUUGCCAAAACCUUACUUCUCUAAAUGAAUGGCUUCUGCAACAACAGCAACAUAUAAAGGCUCUUGAGGAAUUAUCCAUCCAAGGAUGUAGAAAGCUAGUGCACCUGCCAGUGGAGAUGUUUGCAGAACUACUUUACCUUAAAAAACUAACUAUUAAAGAGUGUGAACAGCUGGAGACGCGGGAGCUCCAAGACAAUAGCCUGCCCUCAAAACUCCAAGAACUCACUAUUGGAUCGUGUGGUGACCUCGACGGCUCAUUGCUCAAGUCAUUGCCAGGCCUAACCUCUCUCACUCAGUUGAAACUCUAUGACUGUGCAAAGAUAUCAUCCCUUGCCUCAGGAGAAGUGCUUGCAAAUUUGACAGCAUUGCGCUGUUUGGAAAUUCUAAACUGCAAAAAGCUAGAAUCAUUGGAUGCAAUAAAAAGUCUCUCAUCCCUCGUGUACUUGUCAAUCUACGGAUGUGACAAGAUUGUUGAGCUCUCAUUGCAGCAGGCACCAUUGGCCAUUGAUACUGAACAAGGGGAUGUGGAUGAUUCCUCUUUAAAUCUUGAUAAACUCGAAAUUGAUCGCCACACAAUUCUACAUAUGGAGCCAUUAAGAAACCUCAGCUCCACCAAAAGGUUGACUAUCAAUGGCGGUCCACUACUUGAGUCCUUACCUGAGGGAUGGUUGCUGCAAAACCGCACCUCCCUCCAAGAAAUUAAGGUGAAAAAUGCCAUCUGCCUUCAGUCCCUACCAUCGAGCAUCGCAAGCCUCUGCAACCUGCAAACUUUGUAUGUAUUCAAUGCUCGUCUGAUCCAGUCACUUCCAGACUUUCCUGCCACACUGAAUACCCUGUGCAUCUCAGACUGUCAACAAACGCUAAAGGACCGCUGCAGAACGGAUAUGGGCCUUGAUUGGUGCAAGAUCGCCAAAAUUCCUAAUAAGAAGAUUACAGAGAAGUUACCUGCGGAGGGUAUCUGAUGAUAUGCCUCAUCUCACCAGCAUUAUUUCGUUUCUUUUCUCCUAACUUCAUUUAUAUCUAAAUGAUUUACAUCUUGCUAAACUUUACUUCUAUUAUAAGGUAAUUUACUUCUUGGUUGAUUA